This is a messenger RNA of Adineta steineri, 327 nucleotides long. The record is from the annotation of a GenBank genome assembly. NCBI's taxonomy places the organism in Eukaryota, Metazoa, Rotifera, Eurotatoria, Adinetida, Adinetidae.
AUGAGUGAUGGAAGGCAAUCAAAUACACAUUCGAGACGUACGAAUUAUUCGUACAUCGAAGAACAAAAUGAACAACGUACGGAAUUAUUAAAUUCGAAAGUAAAUCAACUUAAACAUCUAGCAGUACAAAUUGGUGACGAAACAAAACUCCAGAAUAAAUAUCUACAGGAGCUACACGACAAUAUGGAUAAUACAGGUAGUCUACUUGGCCAAGCACGUCGUCGUGUUUUGAAUUUAGCUCGAUCUGGUGGUUGGAAAAUAUAUUUAUAUCUAUUACUUUUUGCUUUAUUCGUUUUUCUUGUUAUUUAUUUUCUUAUCAAACGUUAA